AUGGGAGCGGGAGUCGGCGAGCAGGUUCGCAAGCUUGAGCUCGACGCCUACCAGGCCUUCCUGAAGGUCACGGCGGUCACUGGCAUGUCGUGGGAGCGAGACGACCUCGCGACCAAGCUCAGGCAGGAGCUCAACAUCUCCAACGAUGAUCACACCCGCAUCAGGGAGAAACUCUCGGACGAUGAGCGCAUCAAGACCAUCAGGGAGAACUGGAAACAGAGGGAGAUCAACCAGGCCGCCAAGAAGGCGCGCAUCGACGCCGGCGGCUUCACCGGCGCCAAGACCCCGAAGGCCCCCGCCUCUGCCAAGCCGAAGGCGGCGCCCAAGGCGAAGACGCCCAAGGGACCCGCCGCGGCUCCCAUCGUCGUCAACGAGCUCAUCUGCCGCCGCGUCCAGAGGUUCUGGCCGGACGAGGGCGGUUGGUUCGACGCCAUCAUCACCGACUACCGCCCCACCACCAACGAGCACUGCCUGACGUACGAGAUCAACACCCCGAACGAGACUUUCGAGUGGGCCGACAUCUCGCAGUUCGACGGUCGGGAGUUCAAGCUGCUGGAGGACCGGGUCAACAUCGAGGACCUCAAGUUCUACAGCCAGGGCAUGAAGGUCGGGGCGGAGACGGCGACGCACAACCAGGCCAUCGUGGCCACGCACGCGGCAGUGGGCGACGUGAAUAAGAUUGUCCAGAAGGCCGCGAAAACCGCGGACGUCGACAAGAUCGUCGAGGCGAAGGGAACGCUCAGCGCGCAGGAGGAGGCGCUCAGGGCGCAGCUCGCCGCUCUCGACAGCGACAGCGACAGCGACGAGGAUUAA
Molecule: messenger RNA, 813 nt
Organism: Micromonas commoda
Lineage: Eukaryota; Viridiplantae; Chlorophyta; Mamiellophyceae; Mamiellales; Mamiellaceae
Exons: 3
Coding region: 1-813 (270 amino acids)
Biological process (GO): defense response to fungus
Source: RefSeq, a predicted model, not a curated record